Molecule: messenger RNA, 3902 nt
Organism: Closterium sp. NIES-67
Lineage: Eukaryota; Viridiplantae; Streptophyta; Zygnematophyceae; Desmidiales; Closteriaceae
Source: the annotation of a GenBank genome assembly
CACAUCACAUCACACGCUCAUCAGCAACCGAGGCCGCACGCAGACCUCGCGCCUCCAAGCCUAAUGCUUGAAAUUCGCAUCUUAUCCAGAAAUACAAUGGCGUUGGCCUGCCCUUCUGGGGAAAAACUUCGCCGCCAUAGGACCCAUCAUCCAUUCGGUGACCAGCGCUUGGCCCGACCAGACCUCCCCGCGGUGUCAGCACGAACGACACACAUGACACGGCAAGCAGUUCACGGGUGACACGACACAUGACACUGACACUGACGAUCAUGUCAUUCAAGAUGACACGUCACAGGAGACGCCAACUGACGUCAUGUGACGACAGGACACGGACGGAGCCCGACCGUGAGGGAUGCUCUGUGAUGUGUGCGACUCUAACGGAAAGAGAUUUGUCCACCGUUGUCUGUGGAAAGGGUGGUUACCCGCUUCGGUUCCGACCGUUCAGGAUACUGUACUUCAAGCAUGCGAGCGGCUGGUCAGGAAGGUGAGGAAAUUUAUUCCUGAUUUCGGAUUCCCGAGGCGGAACCUUUUUUCUUCCGGGGCGUUUUCUCUCCCGCCGGGUGGCGUCAAUUCUGCCCGGAUUCUUGGCGACCCUUCCGCCGAGUGUGGCUAAGUGUCAGUAGCUGGUGAAUUCUUAUAAUCCGAUAGCUCAGAAGCGACUUUCCCUGACUGGCAACUGUUUAGAGGCAAUCAACCCCGCACUUAGCCUCCUGUCUUCUCAGUCUGCUACACCUCCUGUGGCACUUCACCCUGCCAGCAGGUGCCCUUCUCUCACCUUCCGAAUCUCGGGUCACCCUGCGAACUCAAAGCAAGCUCGCUCCAGAAAUCUUUCUCAACUCUUUUCAUCCCGCCUGAGAGUCCCAGCUACGCUUGCUGUGCAGCUCACCUUUCGAGAAUUCUCAAGUAAACAGCUCUCUCCACCACGUAGAUUCCCCCUGGUGACGCUCAUGGCUGCCGUGGUAGCUGUGCAGCUCCGAGCACGUCAUGGCACGUUGGUUUACCAUGAUGGGUCGCCUGGCGUUCUUGGUAACUCCGGUGGUGGUGGUAUUGCCAAUACCAGUUCUGCUCGCACGAUUAGUUCUAGACGUAUUACCUAUGCCCAUACAUCUGUCAAUCUCGGACGGAUGGGAAUUCCGGCAACCAGCUCCUGGCAGGUGCAUGUUACAAGGCGCCGUUUUAGAACACCGUGGCGGAUGCAGAGUAGUGCUAUGGGGAUAAGGGUUUUGCAGAGUGGUUCUAAUGCUUCUGAUAGUAGCAGGGAGGACGAACCCUGGCCUGUGCAUGUAUUGAGGCGUGUUAUAACGCACCUUAAGCUGCAGCAGAGCAGCGGCAGCACAGAGGAUGGACUCUCGAGAGCAGAGGAGGAUGGGGUCUCCUGGACAGCUAUUGAAUCGACUCAAGAGUCAUCUCGUUAUAGUGCAACGCUGGAGAGUAAAAGUAGCAGGAGAAGCAGUAGUAGCAGGAGUGGAAGGGGGGGUGAAUUCUCGUGGACUGCUAGACGGACGCAUAGGCGGAGAGGGGGAGGGGGAGGGGGAGGGGGAGGGGGAUGGGGAGGGGGUGGGGGAAGAGGAGACUGGAUUGUAGGGCUUGAGGACAACCAGAGGGAUUGGGCACAGAGGGAUGGUGACUAUAUGAAAAGGAUUGAUGGUGACUAUAUGGAGAGGAUUGGAGGUGGGGAGGGUAUAAGGCAGCAGAUGCCGCUCAGGAGAGGUUCUGAGAUAAGGAGAAGAGGGGGCUCGCCACCUUCGGUAUUGUCACACUCGUUGAAGUCUCCACUCGAGAAGGCUAUGGAUUCUGCAUCUGUGUGGGUUGCUGACGUGUCAGCGUCAGUGGCUGAGUCAGUUCCACCCGCAGUGGAUAAGGCCAGGCGUGUGCUCUCCACGCAGGUAGCAGCCCUCCCUGCUCGCCUGUACCAGAUCCUACCUCCCCUCUCCUCCCCUCACUCGCACCGCCUAGCCGUCCUCCUCUCCUCCUCGUUCCUCCUCCUCUUGCUACUCCUCCGCCAUACCGCCACACGCAGCUUCCUUGCUGCAGCUUGCGCUGCGGUGCAAGGUUUCUUUGCACCAGUAGUGCGCGCCGUGAGUCCCGCAGAGGGCUUGCAGCAGCAGGAGGAAAAGGCUGAGCAGAAGGCACAGCAGCAGCAACAGCAGCAGCAGCAGCAGAACCAGCAGCAGCAGCAGAACCAGCAGAGCCAGCAGCAGACUGGCAAGAGUAGGGUUGGCGAAAGUGGUGAUUCUGCUGCGGUCGUUAGUGGUGCUUCAGGGUUUGAUGGUGGUUAUGGUGGUGGUGGAGUGAACACGUCACGGAAUGAUGGGGCUGAGGACGUUCAUGAGACGAUGCUGGCUCUUGAAAUGAGCCAGGUGGAUGCAACAGACCGCUCAGGUGGAAAUUCAGGCGAAUCCUUAAAGGGUUCAUUUGCCAAACAGACGCGGAGGAGCCAAAUGGGUGCAGCAAAUCGCACAAGGAAAUCAGGGGAAGCAGGGGAGGCACAGAAGGCGAUUAGGGGAGCUGGCAGUCAGUAUGGCAACCACACAAAUCGGACAGUAGCAGGACUUGGGAAUGGAAGACUUCAAGGGAGAGACGAUGGAAAUAGCUCGGAUUACAGGCCGGAUCACAGGUCGAAUCAGAGGUCGGAUUACAGGCCGGAUCACAGGUCGGAUCAGAGGUCGGAUUACAGGUCGGAUCUCGUGCCUGAUUGGUGGCAGGAGGCCUGGGCCGAGCUGGCCUUGCAGGGGACACAGGGUUUGGCCACAGGUUCGGAAACAAGCUCGGGAAGUGGCCGAGGCGGACAGGCUGGUUUGGGAGGCCAUUCGAUAAAAGACACGCAAUUGGCUGUGAUGGGAGCAUUGGAGCAGUUCAACUCGCAGGGCCACAUCCCACCAGAGGCUCUUACCCAGAUCUGGGCGGCAUGGCGAGCAUCUGGUGACACGUGGCAAACUCAAAGGGACUCUGUGCGCAUGAUAGUGUUCAACGCUGCCGUCCAGCUGGCUCUGGAUGCAUGCAUGGGCACAGAUCCCCCACCCAGGCUUCCCGCCUCCGGCCCAUCAUUCCUUGUGGUCAUGGCGGCAGCCAUCAGCCUCCCGGCUCCAUCAGCUCUGGCUGGUUCUCUCAGAGGGGUGGCCAGUAGAGUGACAGCUGAGCUCGUUGCGUGCAAUGAGCUGAUAGAAGCGAGUAUGAGGGGCGAGGCGGAGGUCAAGCUACAGGGAAUCUCCAACCUCCUUUCCGAGUUUACUCCUGCUGCUGUCUCGCCUGAAAUGGCAACCUCGGCCAACCUUCUACGAGAGAUGCUGCCUCGACGAGAACGGGAGGAGCUGGCAUGGAUGUAUGAGAAGGCAACAGGCGCAAAGCAUGUGGCAAUCGUGAAAAGGGUCCUAGGAUUAUGAUGAGAGGAGCCUCUCAGGAUUGCCAUUUGCAGUUGCCUUCUGCACGAGAUGCUGCCUUGACGAGAGUGGGAGGAGCUGGCAUGGCUGUAUGAGAAGGCAGCUGGUUUCAGACAUGUAGGACUUGUGGAUGUACGAGAAAGCAGCUUGCGGGAAGCACCGUGCACUUGGGAGAAAAGCGCUAGGAGGAUGUGUGUGUGAUGUCUGGGUUAGAACUCGGAGCCGCCUUGUACUUGUACAAAGAAACGCCGCCUCAAUGGCAGCGGGAAGAGCAGAGACAUGCUUGUAUGAGAACGCCGCUGGUCCCUCCCUCCCAAGCAUGCAGCUCUCGUGAGGAAAGCUACAGCACAGUAUCAGCAGAGGAUGACAAUCGAAGCCCCUCUACGGGCUCAUUCAACAAGUGCGAAACAAUCGAGUUUUUCUUGCCGAAUGGCCCGCCAACGGGACUCAAGAUUACUCACAAUUUUGAAUUUGGCCACUGAAGCUCGAUCAGAACUAGCUGCUACAAGCAUGGCACUACGA